CUCGGGGAGCGUGAGAGCCAAUAGGAUUGCGAGGACGGUGCCCUGCUGCCGGGCGGGACCAAUCAGGAGGGCGGCCGUGACGCGCUGUCAGCUGCUGUUUGUUUACGGGCGGAUGUUGUGACCGGGAGCCGGGGAGCCUGGAGGGAACAUGGAGACCGGUGGGAGCGGGGCGGAGGGAACCGGGCUGGAGGGACCCGCCGGAGAUAUGUGCUGCCUCAGCUACAACCAGGACUGCAUGUAAGCUGGUGUAUAUGAAAGAGGAGAGUUAGGGUUGGGAAGGGAGAGUGUAACAUACUGUAAGAUGAGAAGUGUGAUGGAUUGACUGUACCUGCUUGAGAGGCUAAGAGGGAGUAGUGUGCCAGGUUGGGGGAGAGCAGAGGUUCUGUAAGGUUUUGGGGGUGCUGAGCCUGCCAAUUAGAGAGCGAUAAUAGAUCAUGACAGAAGAGUGUGACAUGCUGGGUGGACAGAAAAUUCAAGAGUGGGAAUGGACACAAUGCCAUGGUGGAAAUUGUGCCAGGUUGAGAGGAGGAGAGUCAGCAGCCAGCCUAGAAAUAAUAAAAUAUAAUAAAUUAUCCCCUUAGUGCACAUAUGGCCAGAAGUUAAAUUCCACCUGUUGCAAAACUUCAACUCUCAAGAACAUUGUCUAGUCUUAAAGGGGCAUGCUAUGCAUCCAAACAGUUUAGCUUCAUGUCGAGGUCUUGGUGCCUAGAUGCAGUACUGCAGGCUGACCGUUGCUGACAAUCAGAAAAGCACUAGAGACACUUCUUGUGAAGGCUGUAAAACAAUAUACAGUUUUCACUUUUGAAUCAUUACAGUGCUUCUCUGUGAGGGGAAUCCUAUUGACAUAGUGUGGCAAUUGCUGAACAUGCGCAGCAGGGUCAUCAGUGAUUUUCUCUGGAAAAGCAUUUGAUUGGCUGAGAUUAUCUGCCCAAAAAAUCUCUCACAUGAAACAGAGCGGUGGACUUUUCAACACGGUGCCAUCUCGCCAGUAUUUGGUGCACAGAGACAUCGUGCAGUGGUUUUGGACUAUACAGCAGGGGACACAUUAUACAGUGAUUGUUUUUCAUUUAGCCUGUAUAUGUUCUGCAGAAUCUUCAUUAAACUGUAUCUUCCAAAGUACUGAACGGAUCUGGGUGAAUUUUGGAUAUGUGGUUCACCCAGAUCCCCCGGUUCCAAGGAUAUACUUUUUAUGGGGUUAUUGCAUGUUUUGGGGUCCCUGUGAUGUGUUUUAUGAAACUGUAUUUCUCUGUCUGUGAUAAUUAGAUUACCCAUUGUGUAAGGUAAUUGUAUUACAGGCAGAGGGGAGGAUUUUGUGUGGGAGUGUCUGUGUGUAUUGUACAGAUUGAUUGGUUGUUCUGUAAAACCCUGUGGGCAGUACUAAGUUUGUGGAUUGGGAAUAAAAGGGGCUGUACGUGCCAGUCCACAGUUCCUGCUUAACCCUCAAAGUGAAGUGUCGUCUCAUUAUUGGGGGAGGAUUUAUUGUAUGCUGUUCCAGUUUGACUGCUAGGAGUGUAAACCUAUUCGCAUGGUUUUUCCUAUUCAGCUGUAUACAACAUUCAUAUGCUUGAGAGCAUUCAAAUGCUCCUACGGUUCGGUGGUUUUGGUGUCUGCUGCAGUGCUUGGAGUCCUCAGGAAGCGCUAGGAGCAUCCUUCAACGGAGGUACCCAGUCGGGGUGCCAGGUGGUCCGUUACAGAAGCCAUGUACUCUAAAACCAAAUACACACAUUCACACACCCUAGAAGAUGUUUAUCUUUCUAAUUUCACAUUCCUUCAGCCAUACCCCCAACAAUUGUGACAUUUCUGUGAUCUAGGUUCCCAGUCAGCUUGCAAACUAGUUUAAUUUUGAAUCCAUUCUUUACUAUGUGCUUUGUUCUUUUCAAAUAUGUGCGCCAUGUCCUUGUUUUUCAUACCCAUCGUUCUUCUUUGCAAUAACAUAACAUCUCACUGACAACAGCCCAAGAAUCCUGGAAUCCAUCAUGAUAGAGUGCUUUGUCAUCUCCUGAAUUUCUCAGGGUGGCAGGUGAACUGCAUCCAAGUGUUUUUAAUUAGUGGUUUUGUGCUUAGUCAGAGAAAACGCAUGCCCAUACUAUUUCCAUCCAUAUAGCACCUGGGGGACUGAAAUAUUUUGUACGUUAUCUCCUCUCUGGGGUGACCCAGGCUGCAACCAUAGACCUAUAAACCAAGGUACAGUAUCUCACAAAAGUGAGUACACCCCUCACAUUUUUGUAAAUAUUUUAUUAUAUAUUUUCAUGUGACAGCACUGAAGAAAUUACACAGCCAGUGUAUAGCCUGUAUAACUGUACAUUUCCUGUCCCCUCAAAAUAACUCAACACACAGCCAUUAAUGUCUAAACUGUUGGCAACAAAAGUGAGUACACCCCUAAGGGGAAAUGUCCAAAUUUGGCCCAAAGUGUCAAUACUUUGUGUGGCCACCAUUAUUUUAAGCACUGCCUUAACCCUCAUGGGCAUGGAGUUCACCAGAGCUUCACAGGUGGCCACUGGGGUCCUCUUCCACUCCUCCAUGACAACAUCACAGAGCUGGUGGAUGUUAGAGACCUUGCGCUCUUCCCCCUUCCAUUUGAGGAUGCCUCACAGAAGCUCAAUAGGGUUUAGUUCUAGAGACAUGCUUGGCCAGUCCAUCUCCUUUACCUUCAGCUUCUUUAGCAAGGCAGUGGUCAUCUAGGAGGUGUGGUUGGGGUUGUUAUCAUGUUGGAAUACUGCCCUACGGCCCAGUCUCAGAAGGGAGGGGAUCCUGCUUUGCUUCAGUAUGUCACAGUACAUGUUGGCAUUCAUGGGUCUCUUAAUGAACUGUAGCUCCCCAGUGCCGGCAGCUCUCAUGCAGGCCCAGACCAUGACUCUCCCACCACAAUGCUUGACUGUAGGCAAGACACACUUGUCUUUGUACUCCUCACCUGGUUGCUGCCAAACACACACUUGACACCAUCUGAACCAAAUAUGUUUAUCUUGGUCUCAUCGGACCACAGGACCGAAACUGUUUUGCGUGCUUUCUUGUGCAUCAUCUUUAGAAGAGGCUUCCUUCUGGGAUGACCGCAAUGCAGACCAAUUUGAUGCAGUGUGUGGCGUAUGGUCUGAGCACUAACAGGCUAACCCCCCACCCCUUCAACGUCUGCAGCAAUGCUGGCAGCACUCAUACGUCUAUUUCCUAAAGAUAACCUCUAGGUAUGAUGCUGAGCACGUGCACUCAACUUCUUUGGUCGACCAUGGUGAGGCCUGUUCUGAGUGGCACCUGUCCUGUGAAACCGCUGUAUGGUCUUGCCCACCGUGCUGCAGCUCAGUUGUAGGGUCUGGCAAUCUUCUUAUAGCUUAGGCCAUUUUUAUGUAGAGCAACAACUCUUCUUUUCAGAUCCUCAGAGAGUUCUUUGACAUGAGGUGCCAUGUUGAACUUCCAGUGACCAGUAUGACAGGGUGUGAGAGCGAGAUCACCAAAUUAAACACACCUGCUCACCAUUCACACCGGAGACCUUGUAACGCUAACGACAAAGAGAAGUGGGGAAAAACACCCAGUAUACGUAUAUAAAAAAAUUAGAACAUAACCUGGAGAAAUAAACCAGGAUAGAUGGAUCAAUGUAAAUCUACAAUAAUAAUAAACCUAACAUAGCAUAAUACAGUAAAAAUCCAAGCAAAAUUAAUGGUGCUAGUAACAAACUCACAAACAUGAGAUGAUUUAGGCUUCUCACCCCACCAGGGGUUAAAACAAACCAGGAGGCUGGUGAAUCUCAAGUAAUGGGAAUCCUUUAUAUAUGUGAAGGAAAAGAACCGCACAUAGUGAAGUAUAAUUAAAACCAAACAAGGAUUUAUUAGAUUGCAUUUACAAGCAAGUAGAAGAAUCUGGGCAUAUCUCCACACAGGGUGGAACCAGACCGCAGCGUGGUAGAUCUUGAAAUGCCAAUAACAGCAGCAGUUAACAUAAAAACAAAUAGAAAAGGGACUAGAAUAAAAAUCCAUAAAAAGUCCAAAUUGAGUAACUAACGAGUCACAUGACUCGUCAAGGGUUUUUUAACAUUAUAUUUCACCAGCCUGAACUGCUGUUGAAUAGAAACACACGUGGAAACAAAACUAUAUCUGUUUGUAAUUGAUCUCCAGUGCAUUUGUGAUGUGAUGUACGUGUCUCGUGCGGAAUUUACAGAACUGCAGUCCCACAAGAAACAUAUGGAGCAAGUCAGACACUGUUGACACGCGCACGUUCUUUUCAAAGUUUCCUCCUAGCCAAUGAGGUUAAUUGUCAGGGAAACGAACUAGAAACCAGUAUUAAGGGGCAUGAUAUGUGCUAGGAAUCCAUGUCCCAUACCAUCACAAUCAGCCUUUUGUUUGCCCAUGGGUGUAUGGAUCUGUGCAGUUUGUUCUACCGCUAUCAUGAGGAUUUUACAUUCCGUUUAUCUAUAUAUUGAUUCCUUGACAAAAUAUUUUACUAUUUGACUUAUGACUCCUAAAUGUAGGUGAAUCGUUAGCAAGUACACUAAAUCUGUUCAUCUGCUCCUACAAUUACCUUUGAUUAUACAGCGAAUGUAUGUAUCCCACUAUUAAUAGAAGUAAUAAAGUUAAACUUGGACUGUACACCCAGAGAUCAGAGAUGUCAGAACAUGUUUCAAUUUAGCUUCCCUCUGGCUAUGGUCCAUUUUCACCAUUAUUCAAAAGUACUUCACUUCCGGUAGACUAGAAGCUCACUUGAGCAGAACCCUUCUUGUUCUCGUAUAUCUUCGUUUAUGAUAACCUUUUCAAUCUCUUUUCCAGGUCGUUGGCCAUCGGUUUGAGGAAUGGUUACAAACUGUUCUCCCUGUGCUCUGUGGAGCAGCUCGAUAUGGUCCAUGAAAGCAGUAAGUUUUAUAAAAAUUGAAAACAAAUGAAAUAUAAUAGUGAGAACUGCAAUAGAAUUAAAGGGUCACUCCAAUCACCAACACACCUUUAGCUUAAAGGAACACUAGAACAUUAGGAAUCCAAACAUACAGUCGGUGCGGCCGCCUGUUAUCCCACUUGCGAUGCUUCUUCAUAUUGUCAUCCAAUCCAAUGCUUCCGUAUGAGCAGCAUUUGAUGUUUGAUGUCCUCAGCGUUUUACAUUGCAGGGCUGAAAGGGCUGCUGUACCUAGACCAUUUAAUUAAGAGGACAUGUUCUGGGUACUUUUAGUGGUCGUUUAAUGAUGCAGUUUUGGUGUAUAGAUCAUGCCACUGCAGUCUCACUUUUCUGCCAUUUAACCGUGAUUUAACUCAUGAAUAGCAGUGAAUCGAGCAUUGAGACUGCAGGUGCGUGAUUUAUGCACUAAAACCAUUUAAUUAAGAUAAUGUUGUUUUGGAGCUUAGAGUGUCCCUUUAAAGCAGGCUUCCCCAAACUCCAGCCCUCCAGAUGUUGCUGAGCUACAACUCCCAUGACUCUCAGCCUAUCUAUUUCAUUCAUGGAAUCAUGGGAGUUGUAGUUCAGCAACAUCUGGAGGGCCGGAGUUUGGGGACGCCUGCUUUAAAGGAUAUGUCAUAAAAAAAAAAAAAAAAUUUUUUUUAUAUAUAUAUAUAUAUAUAUAAAAUAUAUAUAAUUUUUUUUUUUUCUUGUUCAAGCGGCCAUCUUGGGUCAGAUUCUGCUGUUAUCUGACCAGCUAUUGCUCAGUGUAACUUGCACUCUAUUACCAUGGAGCAGCAGGCAAGUUAGGAUGAACAAUAGUUGGUCAGAUAAGUGUAGAACCUGACAAAACAUGGCUGCUUAGCUAGAUAAAGUGAACUUUUCUAAAAAACUAAAAAACAACCAAUAUAGAGUGCAUUCCUUAUCAAAUCAACCUCAAAUUCUUUUUAUUUAUUUUAAUUUGGCAUUCUGAAAGAUAUGAGCCUUUGCAAAAUUGCAGGUCCAUAUUUUUUGUAUCUACAGUGUUUUCUAGGGGCACAAAUAUUGCGAUUUUUUGACCAUUGCUACUUUAACAUAUUACGAUUCAAACUAGAAAAUGCACAUCUAGUAACAGUAGUGGAGUCUUUAUAUCUCCAGUUCACUUCAAGGUGCAGAGAUCACAACAUAACUUAAUUUGUGAUGUGACAUGCCUGUCAGAACACGUUUAAAUUUGCCGGGAGUUAGGAUAUUUACUGUAAAGGGGAAUUCCUGUUUUACUGUAUUUGAUAGAACGCCUGAUCUCAUUAGCAUCACAUAUUCCGAUUUGGUAGAGUUAAAGUGUAAUAGUAUACAUAUAACAUAUUAUUGAAAAUUAAAAAUUAAAACACCCUUUUUAAAAAAAACAAAACAAAAAAAACUGACUGCCAAAAUAUUGAUUACAACGGCUUAAAAAUAUAUAUUGUUCCUGAUAUAGGCAAGUAAUAUCUUUGAGAGUUCAAGACCUUUCCAAAGGCACCUCACUUCUAUAGGUGUCCUGGUUAACAGAAUUAUUGAAUGUUAUUUACAGUAUGUUAGAAAAUUGUUAAAAUCUCAAACUUUACACACCCCUUAUAACUUGGUAAAUAUAGAGGAUAUGGACCUGCAAUUUUGCAUAGGCUAAUAACUCAAGUGGCCCUUUCAGUAUGCCAAAUUAAAAAAACAAUAAAUAAAUGCGUUGUAAGGACAGUGUUGAUUUGCCAUAGAGUGGCUCAUACAUUUAAAAAAAUUUAAUAAAAAAUAAAAAUAAAAAAAAAAAAUCACAAAGUUUCGUUUAAUAAACUUUUAAAAAAUGAGAAGUGAAUAUUUUAGGACGGUUUGUCAAUCUUUGUUUUAUUGAAGCAAUGUGAGUUCGUUACAGAAAGGAAGAAUAAUAUAUCAGUGAGAAUACACUCAUAUACAAUAACCAUUAACAUUGAUAUACAUUCUCAUGAGUGUCUGUUUCAUUUUAUGUUUUAAAGGAUAUCCCUGUGUCUGGUUAGUUAGGCAUAUAUGAUUAUGGCAAUGUAACAUUCUAUAAACAAGCUUAGUAAAUGCAUUAUGGCUAGUAGCUAACUAUCGUGUGAUAUUACGUUUAACCGCAAUGUAAAGCACCGCAUAUCCUGCAAAUCUUAAUUCUAAGCAGGCUUAUCUAGUAGUGUCUAGUAACUGCUACCUCUUAUAUUACACAUUUACAAGAGUGUGUAGAGCAACGUUUGAGGUACUAGUUAGGCAGAUUGUAGGUUUAACAUGGCAUGCUGGUUAGUCGAAAUAAAGCAACAUAAAAUAGAACGGCAAGGGGUGGGUGGGUCGACAGUGUUGUGUAGCAAUAAACCCCCUAGGGUAAACAGGUUAGUUUAUACGGCUUAGUUGGUUAAGUUUAGUUAGGCCCCCCCUGUUUUUCAACCGGCAGCUUUAGGAUUUUUGGCCCAAGUCCUCGCUAUGCGCCAUUAAGUUUGCUAGGCAAUGGCUAGUAUGUCCGUUAAUGUCCAUUAGUAUACUCAGCCCACUCCGCAGGGUAUGAAUGUGGCUUGGCUACUGGGAGCUUGUCUGUUGUACCUCGGGUUGGAAGCCACUUGAUUCUCUGCCAGGUUGGAGAUCUACCCCAGUCUGCCGAGGUGCCUUCUCCGGCGAUGAGGUCGGCUGAUUCUCCCUGAUGUCGUGGUGUCACUGCGUCCAGGGGCCACUUGUCUUCGGCCUGAGGCCUUAGUAGGUGCUCGUGCCCGUUUGCCAUUGAUCCCAUCUGCCGUAACGUGGGCCCAGGUUCCCACCGGAUCCCGAUCUUCUCCCUGAGGGUAUGGCAGGCUGUGGAGGAGUUUUCCUGGUGAGCGCCCAGCUCAGAUGAAGGGCGAGCGGUCCCAUCUGCAGCGUUAUCCAUGUGGGUGGUGUGUCAUGCUGGUAUACUAGUGCUAUGAGCCCGGUGUGUCUCUGACAUUUUUGUAAUGCUGUUUGGUGUGGGUCAGUUGUUGCUUGUUGCUUUGUGCGUCGGGCCAGAUGGAGUCAGCAGUCCGUUUCGGGCUCUGCGAGUCGGUUCCUUCACACGUGGCCUCUGCCAUAUUAGAUUUGGGUCUAUAUGGUGGCAUGGUGGUGCUUCCGAGUGUGGCUUUGGUGUAUGGACCGGGAUCAGGACCGGGUCCACAAAGGUUCCGCAUGUUUGUCGGGCUCCGUUGGGCAGGGUAGUGGAGCAGCGGCUGUCCACUCCACUCACCGCCAGACGAAGUCCCGCCUGAUGCAGCAGGGAUCUUUCCUCCGAGGGACUAGAACCCUGGGAGCACACCUUUCCUCAGCUCCGGUAACCCUUACACACCGAGGGUCGCAGUUGUUGGUAAUUUUUGCCCUCCAAAAUCACGAUUUUUGAGCUUAACGGGUCAUGUUUUGCAGGAGCUGACCCUUCCUGCGACCUUUCAGCUCGGCGGCCCGUCCCCGCCCCGCCCCCAGGACGGUUGUUCUUUUAAAGGUGAGAAGUAACUACAGAUACUUGUACAAUGAGGUCGAAUUAGUAAAUAAAAGAACUAAAAUGAUCUGAGGAGUGAGCCAGACAAAGCUUCCAAUUCGUAUGCAAUAAGACCAUAAAACUUUAAUUUCUUUUCCACAAAGUAGGAGAGCUCUUUCCAAAAUCUGAUGACCGCUUUAUGGAAUCACAAAUAAAAAGUAUUUUUUUUUCUUAACUUAAAUAGGAAACUGAUUUAGUUCGAACCUGGGCACUAGAACCACCUUAACUGUAGUUUGCUAUAAAACCAUAUGGUUGCUUCCAUGGAAACGGGUUAUAUAUUUAAAUAGCAUAGCAGAUUAUUGUAACAGCAGCGGCUACGGGCACAUGCUCUUUUAUAAAGACUGUUAUGCUUGACUUUUUCUUUACACGUUAAGUGAUCAAAGGAAAAUUUUACUUAUUUCAGUUACUUAACUCUCCUAAUUUCAAAAAGUCUGCAUACAAAUAUUUAGUAAGUUUCUGCCAUUGCCAGAUCGUCUUAGUCCAUCCAAAAUUUGCAUGGACUCUAAACAGACCAACAGAACCAUCAUAACAUGGGGUAUUUGAAAAUAUUAUCAUUUAUAUAGUUCCAACAUAUUCUGCAGUGGUUUACAAUUUUAAAAUAUGGAUCUUUAGCAACAAGUAAUUUACUUACGGAAUAUAAGAGAGACAAGGUGAAGAAUGUCCUGCUCAAACAAGCUUACAAUCUGUGAGGAAUGGGUAAAGACACACAAGAAAAAAUAGCAUGUCAGAGGAAGUAGCGGCUGAUGGGUAAGAUACCCGUGUUGAAAUAAGCUAGUAAAAGAGGUGUGUGGAAGAACUAAACAUUGGCAGGGGAGAGAGUGAUCCGGGCUCUGGAGUCGGGGAAAAUGAUGAGGGCAGUGAAAUGAGAGAAACAGUACCCAGGAAGAUGGUCAGCUUUCAUAAAGAGCUGUGUUUUCAGUGAAAGUUUUCUAGUGGAAAGUUUGAUUGCACAGGGUAGCGAAUUCCAAAGGAACGGGUCAGCCAUGGAAAAAUCUUGCAGGUGAGAGUUGGCAAUGUGGGAACAAGCAGAUGUUAGAAGAAGGUCAUUUGCAGAGCGAAGGGAUCUAAAAGGGGUGUAUUUGUUGAGUAAAGAGGAACUGUAGUGAGGAGUGUAGUUAAUCAUUUGUAGGUUUGUCUUGGCAGUUUGAAUUGGAUCCUGAAGGUUCAGGAAGCCUCGGUAAUGAUUGGCAAAGGGUUGAGGUAUGGGAGUAGCAGACCGUCAGAAAGAUGAGUCUGGCUGCGGCAUUCAAUUCCAGACUGAAGAGGGGCAAAGCGGGUAGUUGGAAGGCCAAAGGGUAGUAAGUUGCAAUAGUCAGGUCGGAAAAAGAUGAGUGGAUUAACAAGUGCCUUAGUUAUAUCUUGAGUUAGAAAAGGGUGAAUGCGGGCAAUAUGUUUUAGGUGCAAGUUACUGGAUGUAAGGUAAGACCUGUGUCGAAAGUAACACCAAGGCAACGAGCUUGAGGGUUUGGGGUAACAGGUGUCCCAUUGACUUGUAGGGAGAUUGAAGGAGAAGGUUUAUUUCAGCGGGGAAAGAUGAGGAUUUCUAUUUUAGAAAGAUUAAGUUUUCGAAAACUGGAAAGCAUCCAGUUAGAGAUGGAAGAGAGGCAGUUUGUAACACUUUCAGGAGAGAGGUCAGGUAUAUCUGAGAAUCAUCAGCAUAUAGAUGAUACUGAAAUCCAAAGGCGUUAAUAAGGUUACUGAGAGAGGCAGUGUAGAUGGAGAAUAAGAGGACUAAAAACAGAGCCCUGGGGAUCAAUAACUGAGGCAGGCAGCGGGGAGGAGGUGGCACAAGAGAAAAAAGAUAUUAAAUGAACAUUCAGAAAUAUAGGAUGAUAACUAUGAAAUCACAUUGUCACAGAGUCUAAGGUUGUAGAGGAUUUGAAGAAGAGAGUAGUCAACAAUAUCAAAGGCCACAGAGUGGUCAAGGAGAAUUAAGAGAGAGUAAUGACCUUUUGGCAGUAAUUAAGGCGUUAGUCACUUUGGUCAUGGUGGUUUCUGGAGAAGGGAGGGAGGGGAAGUCAAAUUGAAGAGGGUCAAGUAGAGAGUUAGUAUUGAGAAAGUGGCUAAGAUGGAUAAAUACCUGCUUAAGAAGCUUAGAAGUAGCAGUGGGGUGGUGCUUUGGACUUUAAUUAGGAGAGGUAGGGACAAGAGAUGGCAUUUUUAGGAUAGUAUAAGCAAUUGCAUGUUUGAGGGAAGAGGAGAAGAUGCCAGCAGACAAGGAGAGGUUUAAAAUAUCCAUUCAGGAUGGGAACACACUAUGGGAAAGAGAUUGAACAAGGUGAGGGGGUGGGGGGAAUAGAGAGAGCAUGUGGGGAGUGGGGGGAAUCGAGAGAGCAUGUGGUGGGGCGAGAGGAAAAGAGAAGUUUAGAGCCCUCUAGCUCAGAGACAGGGGAGUUAAAAGUGGUUGAAGGUAUAGAAUGAAAGCUGCAUAUUGGAGGGGAGGAGGAAAGAGGGGAGACUGCAUCCCUAAUUUGGUUGAUCUUGUAAAUAAAGUGACAUGCAAAAUGGCUAGCUGUGAGGUUAGUCCAUGGCGUGGUUGCAGUGGGGCAAAAAGGGAGACAUUGGAGACUGGAGAGAGGGAGAUAUCUCAUGUAGCUCAAGUAAGCUUCGUUUUCUGAGGGCCCGAGCUAGGUUUAAUAUGUUGCGUGAGGGACACAUUGGCAGUGCAGGUUAGAAGAUAGUGGACAGACAGAGGGAAAGGUAGUGACAGAGUAAAGGUUAGAGAAAACAAGGUUGAUGGUAUUGCCGGCUAUGUAAGAAGGCCAAAGGAGGAGGUGAUUGAUAGAAGUCUAGAUGCUGUUGAGUUGUUAAUAGAAAUGUUGAAGUUACCAAGGAUGAGGGAAGGAAUGCCAGCGGAGAGAAAGUAAGAAAGUCAAGCAGAAAAUUGGUCGAGGAAGAGUAGAGGACCGCCAGGAGGGCAGUAGACAACAGUAACACGGGCUGAGAGAGGACUACAGAAGCGCAUGGAGUGAACUUCAAAAGAUGAAAAGGAAGGAGAACAACAAGGGGGCGAAGGUUGGAAGGAACAGUGAGGUGAGGGCAAAAAGCCCCCAUCUUGACCCUUAGCAUUACAUUUCCUGGGGGAGUGGAAUAAACUCAUAAGAUAGGGAAGCAAGAUUAGCAAUGUCAGAGGGAGAGAGACAAGUUUUAGUCUGUGCCAGGAGGUUUAAGGAGCGGGAGAUGAGGGGAUUGUGAAUGGCAGUAGAUUUUAUGGUGUUACAGACUGAGCGUGUAUUCCAAUUAUAUAAACCUCUAAUAUCCACAAUGCCUAGGGUAAGACGGGUAUUCUAUUAUAUUGCAUCCCACAUCCAAGCUAAGAUCUUUUUGUAUGUUUGUGUCUAGGCGAGAUCUCCGAUGUGUAUAUUGUGGAGCGUCUUUUCUCCAGCAGCCUGGUGGUGGUGGUGAGUCACACAAAGCCUCGCCAAAUGAACGUAUUCCACUUUAAGAAGGGCACCGAGAUCUGUAAUUACAACUACUCCGGGAAUAUUCUCUCCAUCAGGUUGAACCGCCAGGUAAUUUCCGUGUUAAUCCCCCACCCCUAUUAUACUGUAGGUAUAUAUAUGUGUGUGUGUGUGUAAGCUUAUUAAUUACCUCUCCCAUUCAGUGGUUUAGAAAAACUUAGUCACAACAAAAUGCCUAUUUUUUGAUUAUCCUAUCUAUAGAUUUGCUGGAGAUUUUAUGAUCAAAAUGUGUACAUUAAAUUGAAUUCUUUAGCUGAUCAGUCCAUUUCUGUUGACCGUUUCAUUGAUGUAUGGAUUUAUCCUGUGUUUUUAAAAUAGAUUAUUUGACAUAUUGUGAACAUUACCUUACUUUUUACUAGACCUGCCAGCAUUUUCCACGAUUGAUUCCUUAUUAUUGCUAUUACCGAUAUUAUAUUCACUCUGUGCCCUCCUUAUUGCCUGUGUUUUGCUUUAAAGAGGCUGGUUGUAUGUUUGGAAGAAUCUAUUUACAUCCACAAUAUAAAAGAUAUGAAACUCCUCAAGACUUUGUUGGACACCCCGCGGAAUGCAUCAGGUAAGCUAUAUGGUAGGAAGCGGGAUUCAGACACUAACAGCGUUAUUUACUAAAGUAAGAUUUCAAACGAAAUUUAAAGUGGCUUUUAAGACGAGACGCUGAAGGAAAAGUAUAGCUAAAUUAGAGGAUUUUUUUCAGUGCGGCUAUUUUAACUUUGAAUUUGUGUUUCCUUCAUUCUGAGAUUUAUCUGCUAUAGUGGAGAUUGUGGAGAAUUAGCGAGGAAAAUUAAAUCUUAUGCAGAAAUGGAAAUUUUCUCCUACUUGUUUAGGUUUCUGUUAAUGAAGUUAAUGACUUGUUGAAAAUACUGUUCUCUUGUGUUUAAAGGCCAGGUCAAAAUACACUCUAGUUAUAUGUUCAGGAACACACAGGUUAAAUGUAUUUUUUUUUUUUCCCCAGAAUUUUAUAGAAUAGUUUUAUACUUCAUAAACGGAGGCCUAGCAUGGUAUAUAUUACAGUGCACUGUUUAUAAGAAAUAAAUCUAAUUGCAUCGAGCAACUUGGUCUGUACCCUGAGCUCUCCAAAUUAAGGAUCCAAAGUUACUCCCUGUAAAGACUGCAUUGUGAGCUAUGCUCCGUACUUAAGAAUGAACUCUUCUUGUUUAAUUCUGUAAGAGUUACUAAAAACAUAUUGCCAUCUAAACUCCAGGUAAUUAAUGAUAAGCUAAAUGUACUUUCUUGAUUAAGUAUUGAUUAAAUACUUUGUUUUUGUUAUAAAUGUAGAUGGUAUUGUUAUAGCUAGAUUUACACCAAAGAGUUAAUGUAACUUUCUAUUCCAUUCUAGGUCUCUGCGCUCUCUCUAUAAACCAUUCCAACUCCUAUCUUGCAUUGCCUGGCAGCUCCUCCGUAGGGGAGGUGAUGUUGUAUGAUGCAAAUAGUUUGGUGAGUGCCAUGAUUGCAGCCAUAUUUUAUCACUACUUGUUAUGCCCGGAAUUGAUUGUUUUCCUAGUGUAAUACAGAGUAUUUUGUCAGAUGCUACAUAGAGCAGGUUGUUGUCUUUACAUCAUUACUAUGUUUUGUAAGAAAUCACAUGACCCCCCCCCUGCCCCCCUCACCCACCACCCCCUUACCUCUCCCCCACCUCCAAUUGCCACCAAUGUUAUCACCGUACUGCCUGGAGUCUGCUUACAAAUUUAACAAUUCUCUGUGUGUGAGAGCAGGACAUUACAUUGAUGUAUCUCCUUAUAAAUUCAGAUUUGAUUAACUCAAACCCUGCCUGCUGCCAUCAAACUACUGCACUCCACACCCCAGCCAGUCACCAGUAAUGAGAGGGAACAUAGACUGAAUACUCCCAGUAAAAACGUGCAUGUCCUCUUUAUUUUGGAGAUAUACCGAGUACUAGUAAAUUUGGUGAAAUGUAUGGGUAGUGAUAGGCGAGUCAGAUGUACUAAUUCUAAUAAAUGUCACUUUUUAAAAUUCUGAAAUAAAAAAUAAAUCCUCCAGUUCUGUCCCAUGUGACAUGUUAGACAUCUCUUACCGGGGUCUAAACUCUACAUUUGGUAUGGCCAGAAGGCUCCCAAAGCAAUCAUGGGUUUUGUAGUUUAGUAAUCGCUUGGGGGGCCGGGAAGGGUCUCGUUCUUUAUGCCAUUUGUCAUUAUAAAUAACUCCUUAAUGACACAAUAUGUUCCCUAUAAAUCCUAUACCAUCAUAUUGUGUCCUGCUUAGUUAUUUCCUACAGCUCUACAGACAGCAUAGAUCUUAACUGGACUUUAACGGGUUACGGAUCUAGCAUUACCAUUCACCCUCUGAAUUACAGUAAUGCUGACCUGUGUCCCACUGUCUAUCUAUGACUAAAGGUGCAUCUGCUCCCAGAGCGUUAUAUUAGCCCCUGUAGUAAACUAUCCCUGGUUUGUCUUUUAUUUAAAUUUUUUUAAUGGUUUUUAAAAAUAUGGGAGUGUCUUUCUUUAACCAAAAAAAAAGGUCCAUCUGUGGAACGGUUUCAGAUGUUCGUGAAUACAUGGAAUUCUUGGAUCAAUACCAGGCUAAACCAUACAGCUUUUGGUCCGCAUUGUAAAUCUGAAUUUGGAUGUGUGACCUGUCAGGAAAUGUAAUGGUAAAUUGUCUACACUACAAAGCUAUAGAGCACUUUAAAUAAAGAAGGAAAGAUUGUGUUUUGUUCAUCCACAUUUGUACAUUGGUUGCAAAUCUUCCCCUCAUCUGUUUGUAUAAAAUGUCCCGGCUUUCUUUCAUACAGAAAACAGAAUGCACUAUACCCGCCCACGAUAGUCCACUUGCUGCUAUUGCCUUUAACUCUACGGGAACAAAACUCGCCAGCGCUUCGGAAAAAGUAAGUCAAUAUCAAGUCGCAUUUAUCUUGAAAAUGAGACAGUGAGAAAACCAUAACUUCUACCAGUGUUGGGUGCAUUGUAACUAGCACUAUCUGUGUCUGCAAAAUAUUUUCCUGUAAUGUGAAACUUACCCUGACUCUAGCGCCUGGUAAGGUUCUUUCUACGCCCCGUUCACGCUAUAUCACUCCGUCCCUCUCUAAAGCAUUUGAUUGGCUCCUUCUGACCAGCUCAGAGGGCUAGAAGGCCUGAAACAAGGGAGUGGAGAUACAGGCUCCCGGCACUACCUGCAAGGGUAGAAGCCCAUUACAUCUGUCGCCAGCGUGAGCCGAUUUAACAUUAGGCAGCCGUUAUCAGAAUUCCCGGCUGCCUAAUUUACAUGCGCAGAGAGUAACUCGCCCACAGCACAUAAGUACAGAUUACCCUGCAUGUGCGAUGUUUCAAGAGAAAGCUGUACAGACUCCUACAACCAUGACCACUUCUAAAAGCAGAAGUGGUCAUGGUUGUUGGAGUAACCCAUUUAAUGACUGAAUUCAUGCAAUCCGAACCUUACUGCAUUGUGAAACAAGAACAAGACGAUUAAACCAGGCGCACUUUUCAUCCUACUAUUAAAGGUGACAUUUUAACAACCCGCUCUUUCUCCUUUCUUCCAGGGUACUGUAAUUCGAGUGUUUUCCAUUCCAGAGGGGCAGAGAUUGUAUGAAUUUAGAAGAGGAAUGAAGAGGUGAGCCAUGUGAUCAUAUUCCUGAGAUUGAUGAAUGCUAAUUAUGCUAAUAAUGAUAAUUUACAUAUUGGGUAUCUAUAAAUUCCUCAUGUGAUUACAAUAAAAAAAAUAAAAAAUAAAAAUAUUUUUUGGUCAGCACCUAGUGUUAAAUCUGUUUGUGUGAAUGGAUUAAUUCAAACGUCAGAGUUUGGACAUUUGCAAAUACCAUAAUCCCCGACGUUCCUUGUGUGAGUUCUGGUGUAAGCAGUCCCCUGCCCUUGUCUUUCUGCAUACCGUUAAUCCUAGUUGUAUCAAUUUGCUAUAGAUUCCCACAUCUGGCAUUGUCACAGAAUGAAGCACAGUCCUAAGUACACUCUUGCACAGACUGCAGAAUAGUUUUCUAUUUUUGAAGCGCAUUGUCAGAUACAUUGUGAAGCCAAUACAUUUAAUGGGUUACAUGAGGUGAUGCAGUGACAUUAAUGGUGGUUAGUGGUUAAUGCAUGUUAUAAGAAAUAAACAAGCUUAUCAUAUAAGUCUACAUGGCAUCCAAACAAGAGUUAGUCAAAACAAGGUAGCGUAGACAUAAGCUAGCAUCACUUAUUAUAAGUAUAUCAGACUAAGGUAACUAGUAAUAAGUGAAUAAAGUGGAUUAUGCAAGCUUAAUAUACAAGCGAAGUAUGCCACCCUGGGUGGCUGUAGUGGCAGGUGCUAGUAUUAAAGUAUUGGGGACAAAUAAUGCAGCAUUCAUAUGAUGUGGUAGCUCCUUCGGUAUCACCUACUCUCCUCUCCCUGUGGUACCCUUCUUGACACUCCAGCUGCUGGCCCUAAAUGCACCCCUCUCUGAUGCAGGCCUGCACUUCCCACCUCUCGUGCUCCGCUGACCCAGUCUUCUCCGCCAUUUUCGCACUCUUUGUGCCACUCCAAGUUUGAGACUGUCGGGGAGCAGGUUUAGAUGGGUGAUCCUGCGAGGGUUGUUGGGCAGGUACAGAUUGUCGUAGGGACAGCGUCCCCCAGAAGUCGGCAAGGAGUUUGUCUAGGAAAGAGACAUCGUUCUGGACAUCACACCUCCAUAGUCAGGCUUGGGGCCUGCGGCAUCCGCCAUGUUGGAUAUGCCAUGUGGUGUUUCCUCGCUGUUUGAGGCAGGAUCGCACAGCCCUAGUAAUGUGAGUGAGCCUCCAGGGUGGGGACCGGGAUCUCCCCCACCGGUCCAAAGGGGAGGGGGGUGGGGGGGUAGCAGGGCUCCAUCAAGAUUUGGACAAAGAUCCGCCUGAGCUUGGCUGGGAGAGCGGCCACCUCUCCCCUCCACAGUGCUUCUUAGGCCUCACUCCAGCCCGUUGAGGGCUUAGACUGGACGGCUGCUAAUGACCGUACAAAGCCGGUCCCUUAACACCAGGCAUUCAUGCUUCGCAGCCUGACACAGAAAGAGUGCCGGGAACACAGGUAAGUAGCUUAGAAUCGAUGAUUUGCCCGGAGCUCUCUGAAAAGACGUCUGGCUGCCAUCACAGUCGGGCCCCGCCCCCCCAGAAUAGUUUUCUAUGAGCCCAUUUACAGCAGCUGAGAUGAGCUUCAUGUAUUACAAACAUAAAUGAAAUUAUCCUGUAUACUGUGGUUUCUUGCCACGUUGUUUCAUUCAUGUCUUUUCAUGACUGAUAUUAAUCUCUUGCAAAUUCCAGGUAUGUGAAUAUCAGCUCCCUCGUGUUCAGCAUGGAUUCUCAGUUCCUGUGCGCAUCCAGUAACACAGAAACUGUCCACGUCUUUAAACUGGAACAGUUGUUUGAAAGGUGGGUAACUUGUAAUAGUCUCAGCUAAGUGACUGAUCUGUAAAUCUGAUCUGUAUGAAAGUCUGUCACUGAAAAAAGUUGGUUUCACUAUUCUUCUUAAACAGCUGCUAUGAUUAGUGCUGUGAUGUGUCCUGACAAACCCAGCACAUGGUGAACGGUUUCAGCCGCAAGCUGUGUGUAAAUAUCAGUGUCCGUACAGGAUUUUGCAUCAUAUCCUCUUUGCGCAGUAAACAGCUUGCAGAUCCUGGCUGUGAGAAGAGAUGCUUCUUAUAGUGGUCUCUAUAAACAGGCUAGAGAAAAAUUAGAUUAACGUUUAUUUGACCCAUUCACUUAAUGAGUAAUAAUUACGCAACAUGGUGUAGAAAAGGAAAUCUGUACAUAAGCGUCUUGCACACAUCAGUCUCCCAUCCUCUGCACAUUUCGAAGGGAACCCUCUGUUCUAUAGCUUCCUGCAAAAAUCCAUGCCUCCUGUCUGCCAACAGCAGCCGCCAAUCACAACAUUAGCUGUCUGGCUCGUCUGCCAUGUUGGGUCUCUUUCCUGCCAACUGUAAAUCUUUUAAAAUAUUUUUCUUUUUUGUCAGGGCUGGAUUAAGACUUUAACUAACAGUUUUCUAUUCGCUCAGUUCUCUCUGAUCCUACCUCUAUUGCUAAAUUCAUUUGUGAGAUGAAUUGGUUCCAAUUAUUUAGGACUCCCAGUAAAAAAAGCAAGUGCCCCCUUGACAAAAACUACCCAAACCGUCUUUCUACUCUGUAUAUAAAGCUCUGUUGUGUACAGGGCAGUAAACCAUUUGUUCUUGGGUGACCAAGACUUUCUCUAUACCAGAGAUUUGAGUUAAUUUUAAGAAGCUGCUCCCAGAAUACUAAGUUCCAUUUAAUGGCACCCCAAACUCUGCUUCUGUACUGCUAAGCAUGCAGGACUCUUUACAUGCAGGCUAAGUAAGGGAUGUGCAAGAAAAUGCUUCAUUUUAGAAUUAGGUUAGUUUGUAAACAAAGUAUGAUAGUGUGUAUCGCCGCUAAGUCUGUUCUCCACUGAAAUCCACAAUUAAUAUUCCAUGCAGUCCAAUCCCUUGAGUACCUUAAUGAAUGCAGUAACAGAGUUAGAAAAUGUCCACCAAGAUCUACAUGGGGCUUAUGCUGCAUGUUUCUGCACCAGGAAUGCUUGAUGCAAUGUUACAAUGUUUCUUCUGUAACUACUGCUAUCAGGAAUUGUGACUCCAUCAUAGGGACCAGCGUUGGAUCUGUCAUACUGUGUGAUGCAGUUGAUAUGGCGCGUGACAUCAGUAAUAUAGGAUUUCAACACAAACGGUCUGAAUAAUUGGUUAUGUAAAAAUCAAUCUCUCUCUCUGUAUGGUUCUGUAUGUUUAGUCACAUAAAAGGUGAUUCUGUGAGAUUUAACAACCGUAGCAGGCAAGCUGUAUUUGUCAGAUUCAUUUCUUAGUGGGAUUAACAAAAUUAAUUAAAUUUCUAAAGGUUUUGUAAACUCACAUAUUAAUGUGCAGUUGGAUACGAUUAUGUGAGUAACAGGUCACAGCUGUGGAGAUUUUGCAAUGGCCCAAAGUGUGCAAUAUUUUCAUAUUUCAAAAUGACUGUGUGCAGUGAUUGUGUGUAAUUUAUAACCGUGUAUAGUGACUGCACAGUAAUUACACUUUAUAUGUAUGAUUAAUGUACAUGUACAUAACCUGACUAAAGAGGCACUAUAACCACUACAGAUCAUUAAUGACUUUAUUGAAAAGUUAUCUAGGGAAGCCUUUUCUUGCCUCCCUAAUGCAUGUUACCUGCUGUUAUCUCCCAAACAACAUAGGCAAAGACAUUUUUUUCGAUUAUUUUUGUAUCCAGAUAACUGGCCUUCGUCGGAUCCAAACUUUGAAAGCGUAUCUGUUUAUUUUACCUGCAGGUGGCGCUAAUAAAUCACACAAUGGUCGUGUCCGUUUUCAGAUUGAAUUAAUUUCUCUACUGAACACUAAUUUCCUAGUGUCAAUAUCAUUUCCCAGCAAAUAAUUUAAUAUCUCCUCCUUGAAAAUGGAAAAAAAAAAAAUUACAAAAUACAAAAAAAAAAAAAAAACAGGGCUCAGCCAUCAGCCUUUGCAUUGAAACCUUCUGAACACUUAGUGAGCAAGAUGCAGCUGUAAUAUCACCCGGCAAGAGCAAUCCCUCAUUUAUCUGUCUAUUACAAGCUCUUCUUAUCCCGGAUGUAUUGGGCUGUGUGUAAUUUUCCUGGAACUUUGCAGGAAGGGAGAGAUAAAGGAAUGCAAGAACUACUCACUUUAUUAAGAUAAUUAAAUUACAGGCCCCAAUGUGGGUGGUAAUAGGGAAUGUGAGCAUAUUAACUUUAAUCACUAAACUGAGAGUCUUGUGCCAUUCACCAGGCAUUGCAAAGUUUAGCUAGAAUCUUCAGUUCGUUUGGCCUAAAAGUUGCAUUUUUACAGCCAAUUAGUUUAGGAAAAAACUGGAUGGAGUAGUACAUAAGAUCCCCCCUCAAAUUGAUUAUUGUAUUGGAUGUAAAAUAUAGAAUAUAAAAAGCCGUGUGGAUGGCCAUACAUAGCUGUCAAAUUCUCUCAUUGAUUUGUCCUUCUGGUUUCCCAGGUCAGAAGAUAACUCCUCAUGGUCAGGGUAUGUUGGAAAGAUGUUCAUGGCUGCUUCAAACUACCUCCCAACCCAAGUAUCCGACAUGAUGAACCAGGACCGGGCCUUUGCCACCGUACGCCUGAACUUCUCCGGCCAGAGGAACACUUGCACAUUAGUCACGUAUGUAUUGGGCAGACCAUUAACCGUAAUGUAAAGCCCGGUGAGUAGGAUUAAUGACCGGCUUUUCCAUAUUGCAGAAUACAGAAGCUGCCGAGACUUCUCGUGGCCUCGUCCAGUGGCCACCUCUACAUCUAUAACUUGGAUCCGCAGGACGGGGGCGAAUGUGUUUUAAUCAAGAAACACAGGUUUGUAUGUUUUGUGCUCAAGAAGGUAAAAAUUUUUUUUAAAAAAUAAGAUUUUAAAUUACUUAUUGCUGCUCGGGUUGGCUAGUUUGUUUUCUUAGUGGACACACAGUAUGGGUAAAGUACUGUGUUGGGGCAGUGUAAUAGAUACUGUAUUAUUUGGUAUGUUUUAAAAAAAAAAAUAAUAAUUUUUAAAUCCCGAAACCUGUCUUACCAAUGCAAACCACUAGAGGCAGUAUUAAAGCAUGUAAAGGUUCAUUAAAGCAACGCUGCACUGUAGUAAAUAUUCAUUUUAAUGUGCCGUUUUGAGAAAUAAGAGAAGUGCUUGAAAUGUUAUCUUUCCUUCCAGCCUACUUGACUCUGGGAAAUCAGAGAGUGACCGAGAAGGCGAAACUCUAAGUUCUGCACCUGUUUCUUACGCUGCCACACUCGCAAGGCCAAGCACGGCCCCUUCCCCGUCUACCGUGACCGGUGAGCCAACAAAAACCAUUAGAACCCUGUUGACACAUUCACCAGAACUCUGGGCGUUUAUGUGGGUUCUGCUACAGCAGAAAUUGGACACCAGGAAUGCGGUUUGUAGUGUGAAUUACCUAGAUCACAAUGCCCAGGGGUGAUCAGCUAUUACAUUCACUGUGCAAUACAUAAUCUUGUAUAAAUGGACGUGAAACAUUUUCAAGAGAUCGGAGAGUACUGCUUGCCAUGCACUGUCCUCCAAUGGCCACCUUGUAUAGUCAGUAUAUAGCACAGGGACUGUGUGCCAUUAACCACAUAUUGAUAAUAUGCAGACAGUAAUAUAAUUAAACAAAAUGAAGAUACCUCUACCUAUGUUCUGUGUACCUGUUCCUAUAUCUUUAACAAGAUGUGUAGUUUAGGUGUCAGUAACCGUUCCACAAUUAGGGACAACGUGACUAGGUAACUCCUUGCACCAUAACCUAUGCUCGGAAUAAAAGCUGUCAAACAGAGGAAAUUAACUUGCCAAUAUACUGGAUGCGCAAAGACCCUUAAAAUAGAUCAAACCUCUCCCUGGGCGAAUAAAUCCAAACUCUGUUUGCAUCCUCACUGUUCCCUUUUUUAUGAAUGGGUGUUUAUUCACUAAACUGUGAAUUGCGGAGAAUUAGUAGGAUAUGCAAAGUUUAGACCAAAGUAGCCAGGCAAGAAAUGUCCGAUUCGGCUGUUUUGUACUGCAUUGCUCCGUUUCUGUCCGUUCUGCACAAUUCCCAGAUUAAUAAACCAUUUUCUGUAGAAUUUUACGCUGCACAAUCAGGAUUUGCUAGUCCCCUUACAGAACCCAUGGCAUUGUUUACCUAGUGUGCUAUAGGAAUAACGUCUUUCCUUCUAACGUUUUCAGGUUACUCUGAGGAUGGAGGGGCCAUGCGAGGAGAACUUCUGCCUGAGCACGAAUUUGCAGUAGGACCCGUGCGUCUGGAUGACGAGAAAGAAUUCCCUCCUGUGAGCAUUCAGAGCCCUUAAACAGUAGCAGAGCCCUGACAACUAAACAGGAAUGGGUUAGACACUCUCCAAAGGAAAACAGUGCCAUUUAACCCUUUAAAAACAGAUUCCACUGGCAAGCAAACUAAGGUUUGGCGUUGGAACGACUUUCCAAACAACUUUGUCACGAAGAACUCAAUGCAGUUACUAGUUUCACUGUAGUUUGAGGCGUGAUUUCUGGGACUUUAGGGACUGUUUUUAAGACUAUUUUUUACUAAUUCAUACGUGUUUUAAAUACUAACUUCCAGAAAUGUUUAUCAUGUAGAGAAAGUGUCUAUAUUACCCUUUUACUGCUGGAAGAGUGCAGUUCACCCCCUGCUGGUAGCAUUGAGUGUUUGCACCCCAGCAAGAUUUGAUUGAGUUUAACAUUGUUUAGGGAUGCGUGCCUUAUGAUAUAAGAUUAAUGGUGAAUUUGGAAACUGUAACGGCAUUUUUAGCAUAGUGUAGUUGUUGCACUCUGCUGUUUAGUGCCAGCUGGUUUCCAGUUCAGAUAUACUUUAUUUUACUGCUUACCAGUAUGUUAAUAAGAAUAGAUUUGGGGUUAGAAAAAACAUCUUUCUAUCAUGACCGGACUGAUCCCAUUGUUCCUUUAACCCCUUAAGGACACAUGCCAUGUCAUGAUUUCCUUUUAUUCCAGAAGUUUGGUCCUUAAGGGGUUAAAGAUACUAAACAUCCUGGGGCCUGUGAUGAGCUCCAUAUUCUGGAGAAUAACAAACACGUCCCAGUAAAUAUUCUCGGCUGUUACUAUAGGCUCAAAUAGAGUUUUAAGAUAGUACUACUCGUGAUCCUUGUCUUGACAAUAGACAAUUGGAAAAUCUUCUUGAUGCUAGUGAUUAAUUAUAUUAAAUAUAUUUGCCUUUCCUUUAGGGUGGAGGAUGUAGGACCAAGUAACAUCAGCAUUUUCCUGCCCCGGGAUUAAAAUGUUCCUAUCCUAGGGGAGUAAAAGGUAUGGAUACUCUCCGACCUGGAGAAUUUACUCUCCUUGCAAGCAAAGGGCUAAUAAGAUAUCUGAGCUACCCAGCUCUAGGGAAAAAAGGAAUGGAUACUUCCAGCCCUUUGGGAAUAAAAGUUGGGUAACUCUGUUAUGAAGGGUACACUUUCCCCCACCAAAAAGGAAAGCGCUGAAUAUACCUAGACAUUCUAAGUUACUGCAGAAAAAUAUACCAUCCUGCUCCCGUGGCAAACCCUGAACGGGAACGUCUGAUACAAGAUGGAUAUUUUAUGUAUUUAAACAAGGCAGUGUUAGAAAAAUGUAUUUAGCAAUUAAAAUCCUACCUCUUAUGCAAACUCUGCAGCUAAUUUGCCCAGCACUUCCAUGUUCUGGUGGGAUAGUAUGUACUCAAAUGCUUCCCUUAGAGAAGCAUUGCGGACACAUCCUAUAUAACAAAAUAUUAGUAAAAAAGUCAUAAAUUAUUAACAAUUGUGUUAGAAUAGAUUUCAAAUGCACACAAGUCUCAGCCUAUCACAGAAAUAAGAACUCCCACUUUAAGCACUCUGUGUGCCUAAACAGGUGUGUUCAGGAAGUGUGGAGGGUGGCUGUACCAAAAUAGUUUUGUUGACUCCCGAAUGGCAGAGAAUUGAGCAGUGAGCCUGUAGGGGCAUGAUCUAUGAACCAAAACCACAUCACUAAUCAAAAAGUGAUUUUGGUGCCUAGACUAAUCCUUUAAUGUGAAAAUCCCUUGUGUGGCAAGUGAACCGUCUAGCCCCAGCAGACUAUAGAGAGGAGGUGGUUCAUGCUAUGGUAGGGUGAAAGAUAUAAAAUGAAGACACGGUGAUGGCUGAAGAACAGACCCAUUGCCAGCCAUCAUGCUCUGGCUCCCACCCUUUCUUUUAGCAACACUCCCUAUGAUACACUAGAUUAACGUUAUGUACGCUACAUAUUUAACAAGAAGGGGGGAUGCUUUAACAUAGUCUUUAUGAAAUACUAAUGUUCCACCCGAGGAUCUUUUAGGAUCAUAACGAUCGAGCAUCAUUAUCCAGCUGUAGAUAGUCUUCUUACGUGACCCUGUAACCAAGUUACUAAGGCGCUCUUCAGCGCUAGCAUAGGGUAAUCAAUUCAUUCCGUUUUGUAAUGUUUAACAAGGCAUUUUUACAAACUAUUCCAAAUGGUGCCAUAAACCCAGGAUAAACUCCCAUCUAUGAAUUUCAGAUAAGAUAGUUCACCAGAGGGGGGUCUUUAACUGGAACUUGUAAGUAUAGGAAAUCUUCACUUAUGGAGAUGUUUUCAUUUACUAUUCCAAAAUAACCAUAUCUCUGGCACAAACGGUAUUAGGUGUGUGUAAUGCCCAGUGUGGGCAGCUUUAUCUCAGUGUUAAUAAAUUAAACGCAAUGCAAGCCAUGACUAGACUGUGUAAGAGACACAAGACACAUCAGGGGCAGAGCGUUUCAUCCACUGCUGCCAACUGCAAGUGAUUUAUUGAAUUAGCCAAAGUGCACCAGAGUCCAAGGCUUGCUUUGAUGUCCUAUUAAAACAAACUAAGUUUUCUGGAUUAACCUCUCUCUGUUACAGGCUUGCUUGCAUGUUUUAUAGAUUUUUAAUGACAAAUGUUAAAUAAAAUAGGAACAGCUUUGGCUUCUCGUGUAGCUUGAGUACUGGAGAGUAGCUUUUAUGUUGCUUUUGUUUGAAGUUAUUUAUGUAUUUGAAAUGCUCCUCUGGUGCGAGAGACUUAUAAUGGAGUUUGACAGAUUCCUGCAUGCCAGGGGCAUGGCGCUCAAGGUUAACAGCCUAAAAUCUUCUCUCCUGGCAGUGUUCUGAUUUAUAAUGCAUUUGGUCUGAUAGUGAUAGCUGUCUGGUUGCCUAAAUCACUGGCAUAGUGGAUCAUUCUCUUAUAUCCAAGCAAGUCACUUUAAGGAAUGUGACCACAAAAGUAUUAAAACUGCCUUUUAGUGGCAUAUUUCAUUCCAAAACAGGGUAGGUAUGGCAGUGGCAGUCACGCGCCCCUCUCACAAAACUAACUAGAAUGCUAUGGCUGUCAAUGCUGAUUUAAUAAAACGGUAGAAGUCGAACAACUUAGAGACUGCCAAGCCACAGAGAACCAGCCAUUUAACAAGAAGCAUUGUGAGCUUACUGUAGCCAAUAUGCUUAAUAAAAACUAUAAUUGUCUGUGGCUCAUUGUACAUUUUAAAUUGUUUUCAUGUACACAAAAACAAAACCAGUCUAACUGGAUCUUGUGAUUUGAUAAAGUCUUCUAGCGGAAGUAAGAUUCAUUUUCACCCAUGGACAUAAACAUUACAGAAUUUGAUUAAAAGGGGAAUUGUACACCCCAAAUAAGUAGGUAUUUUGCUGGAGCGAAUAUGUAGGAGUGAGGAUAGCAGUCUUCACUUUAUAGACCUCACAAUGUGGGUUUGUUUUGUGGAAAAGUGACAUGUAGAUUCAGACAUCACUUUUGUGUCACCCCACCCCCAAUGGUUUCUAGAGUAACAGUCUACCUAGAGCAGAUAUUCCAACUGUCCAGAUUUGAGUGCGGGAACAGUCCUGGACUCUUGGUGUACCUAGAGUACUGGCUUGGGUACCACUGACCAGCUGAUUUUGGAAUCACAUCAGAAGGUAAUGGAUCACAGCCUGAACUGGUAGAAAACUUCACUUGUGCAAGGGAUGGCAUCCAAUAAAAAAAAAGGAAGGAAAGAGCCAGAUUCACAGUUUAAAUUGGUUUCUUGAUUUCUGCUUAAAGAUAAGUACUGGUUUAACUUUCACCAUCACUACUCUAGAUCCAUUAUUUUCACAAGCUGUUACAUGUUCUAGCAGAGAUGCGAGAAUAUAAGUUCCUUUUCCCCGAACCCUUGGAGAAGCUGUCACUCCAGACUUGGUGGAACUAUCUAGCGAAUUAACGAAUGACACCUAUUAGCCAAUAAUCAGAAUGCAUUGUGUAAAAAUAAGGGCUUCACAUUACUAAACUGUAUGGGUCUUUCUGUUAACGUCUUGGCCUGUUUCAAGAUACUUAAUGCUUUUCUUCAUGCUAAUCAAAUGCUUGGAUCCAUUUAUAACACACCCUGUAAACUAUUUGCGUCAGGGGGAAUAAGGAGGUUCUGUUUUGAUUUUGGUAGAUAAGUUUGUGCCGCGGAAGUCAGAAGGUCAGAAACGAAGAGCCGUGACAAGACGCCGAACGUUUGAUGGCAGAUUGAGGACCCAUAUGGAAGAUUGGAAUGUGUGAGCUACAGCUCCAUACAUAUCACACGAAUGGUCAGGAAUGCAUUGUGAACUAGAUCGUUUACAUAGCCAACAUGGCACAAUCUAAUUAUUCUGUAAGCAUAGGUUAUAUUAUUAUGACAAACAACAGUACAGACUUGUUAAGUCAGUUUUAUUUAUCCUUUUUAUAUAAAUGGAUUUCCUUUAAAUUAUGCAAUUUUAUUUGUACAAAUGUACAUUUAGGAAAGCCUAAUAAUAUCUAUGUAUGUAUCUGUUUAUAUUAUAAAUACUAAAUGUUUUAUUCAUGAUGAAUGCGCAAAGAAAAGAGAAAAAAAAAGUUGAAUAUAGCCCACAUUAAGCACAGAGACGGUUUAUGUUGGGAAAUAAAAUAUUAAGCACCUCAACUGACUUUUCCCCCACAUUUGUUUGACACAUGAGCUCCAAGUUUUAUUGAAAUGAUUAAACAAUUACGGUUUUAUAAAACAUUCAUACUGGAUAUUAUCAGAGUAACCUACUCAUACCUUGAUCUUUACUUUCCCAUUGAUUAGUGUACAUUAAUUAUACUUUAAUCAGAUCUUUACUGCAUGAAUACUAAAGUACAAUGUUUACUGAGCAAUUUACAUUCGCGAGUUGCUGGUUAUGAAGAGGUGAUAUUUAACACUGUCAAGGUAAGUGGUGUGAAAAAACAAAAAUCUAUUUUAAUUCCAGAUUGAAAUGCAUUUAGUUUAAACAUGUAUUUUGUUUCCAUUUUAUACAUAUAUACACACAUACAGAUUACCGCAAGCAUCGGUAACAAAAUAUAGUUGUAAAAAAAAAAAAACGAGGAAAGGGAACAUACGAUUACAAUGACAUGUCUCUUGGUAUUUCACAAUUCUAUCUGACACCAUGAGAAUAUUAACAAUAACAUUACAUUCCACGGUAAGGGAGUUAGGCUGACCGUCUUCGAAUCCAUGGCUGCCAAAUUUGUUUCUAGACUUGCCCUUUGAGUUACGGAUUCCACUCCCAUUUUGUCAUAUGCGAAAUUUAAAUUUACUUCCUCAAUUAAACUAUACACUUUUCCUUUCCCAUACAUAAACGAGGAGCUCUUGAUCCCCAAUAAAUAAGAAUAAUCCAUGAGAAUGUAACCCUUGACCGUAUAAAUUCUCAAUAUCUGGGACAAUAAUAUUCCCAGACUCAGGACUGAACUGCUUAAUGAUGGUAGGAAUUAUAUAAAGCACCAUAUCCCGGCGGAAAAUAAGCUUGUUCUGCGAAAGCAAUGUCCAUGCAAAGUAAGCUUGGAAAGUUGGCCCAAUCAGGCUGUUUAUUUUCCACUAAAUUCCAGCUCGGUUAAGAGAGCAUUUAGUUCCAGCUCGUUGCAGCGACAUACCGUGUGCUCUGGGUUACAGCACAGAACAGCUGAGCCGCUCUGUGAAUAGUCAGCCGUGGACACAUUGUCUGUCUGAAGAUCAGCAUGGAGAUUAGCAAAUGCUUCCAUCAGCUCAGGCAACACCUCCUGAUACUCCUCACUGCUGCUGUCCAGCGGUUCCCCUUCUCCGGGGUCCUGGUGGACGUUAAACACAAGUGGGGGAUCAUGGUGCCUCUCUGGCCCAAUACUCCCAUUACACGCUAGUGCUCCACCUAGAUGCAGAGAGACAGACUACGAUCAGAUAAUUAAUAUGGAACUCAUCUUACAGGGUAACAGUCAUACAGGCUGGAAAAAGGAC
This is a messenger RNA of Pelobates cultripes (western spadefoot toad), 27355 nucleotides long. Lineage: Eukaryota; Metazoa; Chordata; Amphibia; Anura; Pelobatidae. The record is from the annotation of a GenBank genome assembly.